Messenger RNA from Metopolophium dirhodum (rose-grain aphid), 1945 nucleotides. RefSeq lists its product as uncharacterized. The record is from RefSeq and is a predicted model, not a curated record. The coding region runs from base 1 to 1524 and encodes 507 amino acids. The transcript has 3 exons. Lineage: Eukaryota; Metazoa; Arthropoda; Insecta; Hemiptera; Aphididae.
AUGUCUUCUAAUACGCUAAACCAGUUAGAUGACGUGUUGGAUGAUGUCAGUACCACGAGCCGUGCGAUGGUCGCCACCAGAAAGACGGUUCGACGUAAAAGCCGAGCCUACAUCAUGCCUUUGAUGUCGUUGAGCCGGCCAAUGGAAUUGUACGGGGGACUAUCGAGCCGCGCCAAAUAUUUCGGUGCCAUGGCAGCAAAAAGACUGCAGACAACGUAUUAUGCCAACAUUGAAGUGGCCAUCGAGGCAAAAAGGAAAGCGCCCACCGGUUUAAUAGACCAAAUAACGGAAUCGAUAUUCCAGAAGCUGGUCGCGGCUUGUCAGCAGGACUUGCCGCUGGUCGUCGGAAAAACGGUUCGUCGGAAACGCCGAGCAUACAUCAUGCCUUCGAUGUCGUUGAGUCGGCCAAUGGAUAUGUACGGGCCAAUCUCGAGCCGUGCCAAAUAUUUCGGUGCUAUGGCCGUAAAAAGAUUACAGUCAACGUAUUAUGCCAAGAUUCAAGCGGCGGUCGAGGAGGUAAAUCAAAUAGUGGACCCGAUAAUCACUGAUAUAUCGGCACAAAACGAGCGCCGAUCAAUGGCUUCGACUUCGGCCAGUGCAGAAUUUAACGGCGUCGCGACAUAUUAUCAUUCUAAGCCGAAUAUUGCGGCAAUCGAAUUUGAAAGCGAUGUGCCGUCCGGUUCGAGGAGUCUGGAUUCGGUGCAGAGGUGGCAUGUCCGAACCAAAGAUAACAUCGCGCGUGUUAGGCGCGAUGAAGCACAAGCCGCUGAAGAUGAGAAGAAACUUAUGAUGAGGAUACAGUUAGCUGAGCAAGAAACAAAACUUUCAUUGCUGAGAAAUAGAUCAAAACAAAGAUAUGAUGACUCUGGAGACCGACCCGAAGAAACUAAACCUGAAGUGUUGAGUCAUGUCAAUUUUUUCCAAGACCUUGAAGAUGGGCAUGUUGCUCAUACAGGUGUUAACAAAGAACACGAACAGGAAAAAAAGGAAGAAAAAGAAGCAUAUGAAAAAAAAGUUGGUUAUCUUACUUAUUUAGGACAGGACACAGAUGAGGUGACUGGGAAUGUACAAUGGUAUAACAAGAAACCAAAACGAUUAGACUUGUGUGAAACUGAUAAAGAAAUUGAAACAAAAGUUAAAUCAUUUAAUGAUCCACUUAUUGUCAUGAAGAAAUAUGUUGAAACGGAUCUAAAAGGCAGUAAACAUUCAAAAGAAUUGAUAAAAAAAAAGGACGAAUCACCUAUAAAAAAACAUAAGAAAAAACAUAAGAAAAAAGAAAAGAAAAAGGAAAAAUUUAAUGACAAAAACAAAAAUAAAUUAAUUUUGGUAAAACUUAGAGAAAAGAGAUUAAAGAGAGAAAGGGAAGAGAGGUUUAGAGCCAGUCAAUUAUUGGCAAGAAUAAAUGGAGUUGUACCUGUCGAAGUUUCAAAACCACAACCAAAACCGGCUAUUGUUCAAAAGUAUAAUUCUCAGUUUAAUCCAUACUUAGCAAAGCAAAAUUAUCCUACAAGUUUUAAUUCAUAACCAUACAAUCUAGAAAAAUAAUUUUUUGUGUUUAGUAAAUAUUUUAAAUAUUUUAUUGUACCUAUUGAAUAAAAUGUUGAAUAAUAAUAAUAUUAUCAUUUAUUUUUAAACUAUAUAUUUUAUAAAAAUAUAACAAUAAUUAAUUAUAUUUUAACUCUAAUACCGGGUACCUAAUUAUCUACAUUCGUUUGGCAGCUAUAAUUUUAAAGUAUAAACAUUGAUAAUAUAAUCCGAUACUUGAAAAGCAUAAAAUGCAAAUAAAAUUGUAAUGGAUGGUCUUAAAUUUGAAUUCAAUGAUACAAUAUCAUUGUAUAAGAAAAACGAUUCUGAGGGAAAACGGUCAGUCAGCCUAUGAUAUUACCAAGUAUAUUUGAUGAUAUUAUUGUGAAUAAAGUAAUUUAUAUAACCUAUUUACGCGGAG